Messenger RNA from Parnassius mnemosyne (clouded apollo), 1650 nucleotides. Lineage: Eukaryota; Metazoa; Arthropoda; Insecta; Lepidoptera; Papilionidae. The record is from the annotation of a GenBank genome assembly.
AUGUUCACGACUAAUACUGUACAAACCGGCAGUGUGCCUACACUGCAAUAUCAAGAACAUCCAUCACAAAAAUCACAAGGAAAAAAUAUUGAAAAUGUACAAAAGAGUGCACAACAAACGCAGCAAACCCAACAACAGGAAUUUCCUACAUUUUGCUAUACAACAAAUGUUAAUAUGAUAGGAAAAAUUAAUACUGGUACUGCCAGCGGUACUGGUGGAGUCAACAUAGCACAACUUACAACUAGUGAUGAUAAAACUUGCUAUAUAGCUCAACCAUUCUCUUAUAAUUAUGCACUGGUUAAUCAAAUGCAAAUUGCACCAAAUGGAAUACAAAAUACUAUAUCAAAUAUAAGUUUUAAAUGCGAUGUUUGUGGCCUAAUGUUUGGACAUUUGACUCUCCUUAAUGCACAUAAAAGAAUACAUGCCCAAGAUACAGAUAGCAACAUAACAGUGGUGGCAACAGGUGUGAGCACUGCUAAUGAAGUGGCAAUGCCUCCGCAUAUACAAAUUCUGUCAUCUGACCCAACAGACCAGCAGCAGCAUCAUGUACAGGUUCAAGAUACAAAACCAGUUAUAAUAGAUAAAGUUCAAAAAUGCAUAACAUGUGGCGGUCCAAUCAAUAAUAAUCCCAAGAGAAAAGGUCCCAAGCUUAUACGCUGUGAAAAUUGCAUAGCACAAGAUUCAGUAGAUCAACAGCAAAGAAAUAACCAGAUGAAUACAACACAAAUUUUGGUGGCCUCUGAUGAAAACGUAAAAUUUGAAGUAGGCAGUGUGAGCACAGUGCAACCUACCACUGAUCCAUUAUCACUCACACAGUCAAACCAUCAGCCACAGCAACCACCAAAGCCUUUACCAGGCCAUCAUCCUGUAAAGAAAAGGACAUUAGCAUCUGUCACAAAAUGUCAAAACUGUAAUGGUUCUGGUAUAAUAUUCAUAGGCGGUAAUAAAAACAAGCAUAAUCAACCAGAUAUGGAUAAACGUUUUCACUGCAACAUAUGUGGAGGAUCCUUUUCCAGAUACUCAUCACUUUGGUCUCACAAAAAGUUACAUUCCGGAGAAAAGAAUUUUAAAUGCGGCAUUUGUGGGAUUGCAUUUGCUAAAGCUGUUUAUCUUAAAAAUCAUUCUCGAAUACAUACAGGAGAAAAGCCUUACAGAUGUAGUACAUGCGGAAUGCAGUUUUCUCAGUCUCCACAUCUGAAAAAUCACGAAAGAACACAUUCAGGGGAAAAACCGUAUGUUUGUGAGGUAUGUGACAAAGGUUUUGCGAGACAUGCAACAUUAUGGAAUCAUCGUCGCAUUCAUACUGGAGAGAAACCAUACAAGUGCGAAACGUGUGGCUCAGCGUUCAGCCAAGCUGCACAUCUUAAGAACCAUGCUAAAGUACACUCUGGAGAGAAGCCAUUCAAAUGUGACAUUUGUACCGCCGCAUUCGCUGACCGCUUCGCUCUCAAAAGGCAUAGAGGCAUCCAUGAUAAAUAUGGACAAACAGCACCAUUGCCUUCAAGAAUUCAACAAAGUCAGCAAGAGCAGCAGCAGCAACAACAACAACAGCAACAACCUCAACCUCAAGGAAAUCAACAGCAGACCAGUGAACAACAAACCACACAGCCUGCGGUUGAAAUCGAAAUCCGCCCAGAACAGACUCUUUGA